ACACACACAAAUUGUUUUAUUAUAUUUUGUCAAUAUAAAUCCAUUUCUCAAAAACCCCUACAAUUUUUUUUUCAUGCAAAAUGAUUCAUCAAAACGAAUGAACAUCAUCUCUAUAAUCUGCAAAAACGACGCCGUUUUAUCCUUUUUUUUCUCUUAUGACAACUCAUCGGAAAAUGAUCGAAUAUCCGGUAAACGCCACCGAAGCCGCCAUAUUAUGCUCUUUCCAAUGCGACCCAAUACAAAAUCCAUCAUAUGAUUGCAUGCCCAUUUGCUCAGAUAUAUGUCCGAAAAAUUGUUACACUUCUCCGGCGAUAUCGCCGCCGUACGACGGUGGAUAUAUAUACACAACACCACCAAAACACCACCAUGUAUCUCUAAGUUUACCGCUCAAAAUAUCACUUUUUAUACUUGUUAUAACGUUCUCUUUAUUCUUGCUUUACACCCUUUACAAGUUUUACACUGUUUGGUACAGAGCAAGAUUCCGGCGAUCACCUUCUUCGCCGGAAAAUCAAGAAACUCAUGAAGAAUUCGUUGAUCAUGAUAUUGUUGAUCAUCCUAUUUGGUAUAUUAGAACUAUAGGUUUAAAUCCUUCAGUUAUAAGUGCAAUAACUGUGGUUAAGUAUAAAAAAACCGAAGAAAUUAUAGACGGCACGUCGUGUUCUGUUUGUUUAAGUGAUUUUCAAGAAAAUGAAGCACUUAGAUUAUUGCCAAAAUGUAACCAUGCAUUUCAUAUAUCUUGUAUUGAUACUUGGCUUAGAUCACAUACAAAUUGUCCUUUAUGUAGAGCUGGGAUUGUUAAGAAUGUAACGAAUAAUAAUAACUCGUUGUCUUUAGACGAAAACUUGGGUGGUUCGGGUACAGGGGAAGAAGCCCGAGUUGAGAUUUCGGUUAGGGAGGAUGGUGAGGUGGAGGAAGGACAAAGGGUGGUUGAUGGUGAUGAUCAAAGAUUGGAUUUGAGAAUUCGGGUUGAUAAUGAUGAUGAAAAUAAUAAGGCAGAUGGUUCGAGUGGGACUAGUGAAAUCUUGAUCAUUAGAAGAUCGGUUUCUUUGAAUGAUUAUGCAGCUUGCAGGGUUAGAAAUGAUGUACUUAAUCAUAAUAACUAUUAUUCGGAUCGUCACGAUGUUCAAAUCCGUUCGCUUGAUGGUGGUAAUAUGGGAUUUGAUGUGGUCAAAGUUGAGCAAACACCAAAUAAUCGAGGUAAUUAGACGGUAAUGGUUGUUCUUCAAAUGAAACAUAGUUUCAAGAUUCUUGUAAUGUGGCAAGCUUUUCAAGUUUCGGGCUGGAAGGACUCUCAACAAGCUGAGAGUCUUCAUGGGUUUUUUUUUCGUUUUCUUUAAAGUUUUGAUAUUUCAUCACUAAAAAGAACAACUUCUUAAAGAAAGUAUAUACUUGUGGUGAUGUUUAUGUUCUUAAUUAAUUGAUCGAGAACAAUUCCUAAAGAACAAAUCCUAAAGAAAGGAUGGUCGUAUAGUCUUGUUCUGUUUCUCAAAAUAGAAAAACAAACAUAAGUGCACAGUUUUGCUGUUAUAAAAUAAUUAUUUCGUUUUACU
Messenger RNA from Erigeron canadensis, 1550 nucleotides. Its product is annotated as RING-H2 finger protein ATL54-like. The transcript has a single exon. The coding region runs from base 156 to 1205 and encodes 349 amino acids. The record is from RefSeq and is a predicted model, not a curated record. NCBI's taxonomy places the organism in Eukaryota, Viridiplantae, Streptophyta, Magnoliopsida, Asterales, Asteraceae. Gene Ontology annotation, biological process: protein ubiquitination.